GUUUGUUGACAAUGGUUGUGAAGUCUUUAUAAUCCAAUUGCCCUCUUCUGAUCCACUAAGUUCAAUCAAAAUACGGAAGAAGAACGUAAAAUCCGAAAAAAGAUGCAGGUUCUUUCAGCCUUUACAUCCAUUCUGAUGUUUAGGUUUAUUGUCUCGGUGUCAUGCACGAAGCACAUAGUUAAGUCCAACACGUUGUGCCCGCCAGAGUAUCCGGAACAUGGCAUUCCGGUACAUGAAGGAGAUAUAGAUUUGAUGCAGUUUCCAGAGAAUCUAGAGCACUUGGAAGCAGACUAUUUUCUCUGGAGCGCCCUCGGCUAUGGACUAGACCACGUUGCACCAGAGCUGGUGAUGGGCGGCCCUCCACCAAUCGGUGCUCAGAAAGCCAAUCUUGAUUUCCUCACAAGGCAAAUCAUUGAAGAAUUUGGCUAUCAAGAAGUUGGCCACCUAAGAGCCCUCAAGACAACCGUAGGAGGAUUUCCUAGGCCUUUGAUGGACCUUAGUGCCAAAAACUUUGCAAAGGUAUUCGAUGAAGCGUUUGGCUACAAGUUGGUGCCGCCUUUCGACCCUUACCGUAAUAGCCUCAGCUAUAUGUUGGCUUCUUAUGUAAUUCCAUAUGUUGGAUUGCUGGGGUACGUGGGCACAAACCCGUUCCUCAUCGGGUAUAUUCCAAAACAUGUUUUGGCAGGACUGUUGGGGGUGGAAGCAGGGCAAGAUGCAAUUAUAAGACAUUACCUCUACGAGCGGGCAGCAAAGGUGGUGCAUCCAUACAAUCACACAGUCGCGGUGUUCACGAUUCAAAUCUCUAAGCUGAGAAACCGACUGGCAAUGUGCGGAAUAAGAGAUGAAGGCAUCAUUGUGCCUCCAUGUCUCGGGGCAGAGAAUCGGACCGUAAGCAACGUGUUAUCAGCCGACUACAACUCCCUCUCCUACGGCAGAUCUCCCAAGGAGAUACUAAGAAUCAUGUAUGGCACAGGCAACGAGCAUGUUCCCGGCGGGUACUUCCCUAAGGGAGCAAAUGGAAGAAUAGCUAGAGAGCUUCUAACUAAGCCAUGACAGAAAUAUUUACAAACAUUUCCUAUACGGUUGAUAUUUAACUUAGGAAUAAGGCCGAAGUUUCUUCUGGAA
Messenger RNA from Sesamum indicum (sesame), 1125 nucleotides. RefSeq names its product ferritin-like catalase Nec2. NCBI's taxonomy places the organism in Eukaryota, Viridiplantae, Streptophyta, Magnoliopsida, Lamiales, Pedaliaceae. The record is from RefSeq and is a predicted model, not a curated record.